AAUUAAAAUAUAAUAGAAAGGAUAAUAUAGGAAAAAUGAAUGAUAGUUAUGGCUUGAUGUCGAAUAGCCACUAUUUGAAUAAAAAGCUCGAAUCCGAAAUGACCUCAGAAAGAGAUGAUACAAACUCAGAAGUAACUCAGUACCGGUUCAUUCUCCCGAUAAUCAAUAACGAGAUCCGUAAAGAAGAGAUAAACAAAGGCAAGAGAGAUUAAAUAAAUCUUUACAAAAAUCUCAAAAAGUAAACAUCCAAAUCCCAAUCGCUCGGCAGAUGGGCUUCAAAGAAGCAUACGGCCGACAACUCUCAAUUUCCUCAUCAAGCAGCGACGACUACAUGCGUAAAUAAAGCUCCAAAAUUCCCCCUAAAAUCCACCGCAGUUGGCCCUGACGAUCCUUCCCUGCCUAAACUCAACAACAAGGUACUUUCCCCUCCUAAAUCCAGAACCUGAGCGACCAAAUCCAGUUCGAAAACGAGAUGCUAGCUAAGAACUCACCUCAAUUAAUCUCGUUCAAAUAAGUCCAAUAAUUCUACAUAUGCGAUUAGGUAUAAGAAUAGGUUUAAGAAUGGGAAGAAUAAGGUUAAUAAAGAAGAGAUGAAGGAGCAGAAGGUGAAGGGACAGGGCUUGAGAAGUAGAUCUACUUUGGUAAAGAAUAUUAUUUUUGAGCCGGAGAAGACUGAGGUAGCAGAUAUCAAAAUAGAUACAGGAAGCUCUUUUGCAAGAGAAACUAGGAAUCAGAGAAGGAAUCUUUCUCCAAAACAGACUAAUGAUAUGAACCAUGUCAAGAGUAACAAGAUCAAGUUUUUAUUGAAUUGAAAAGAUAUAUUGAAGCAGAAUUACAGGAGAAGAAAAUUUUCAACAAAUCAGUUCUAUCUUCACAAUGAGUCCCAAGAAGGACCUUUAAUGAGAGAAAUAAUCUACAUUCAAAAUCAGAGAAAUGAAGAGCUCAGGAAAAGCCAGGAAAAUUUAAGAUCCAAAAGUGUGACAAAGCUUAAAAAUCCUUUCUACAACCGCUUGGAAGGAAGAAAGCGAAGUGUCGACAAGCUGGAAUGGAAAAAUCAAACUGUGUCCAAUAUCACAAUUGAUCAGAGAGAUAGGAACGAAAAGGGAAACAAAAACAUUCAACCAUCAAUGUCUGAUGUUAAAAAUGCUUAUGAAUACAGUUACUCAACUCCUAACCCUGUUAAUUCAAAAGUAAAAUACAUGAACUCGAAAUACCCUGAGAGGAGUAAUGGCUCGGAAGUGUAUUCUCAUUCUCCAUUCAACAAUUUACAAAAGAAUAUAAAUAAUUCAGAUAGUCUCAAGAUGAACGCUCAUCAUAAAAAGAAUUCUAAUAGUGCUUCAAAGUUAUUCCAAAAACAGAACUACAAAAUUAAGAUGUCUCAAAUAGCAGGAAAGCCAGAUAAUUUCCCUGUUAUGGAAAACCCAAAUGACAAAAAUUCCCGCCUGUAUCAAUUCAUCAGGGAAAGAAUCAACAGGACAGAUCAGAAGCCGAAUUUAAAGCAAAGAUUAGUUGAACCUCAGAGACAAAACCUGGACUCCAUCCAUAGCAAUUCCGCCUUGAAAAAGGUGAAUACUAAAAACAAAUCCCUUAUGAGUGAGAUGCUUGCUAAUAGGUGCUCUCUGAAUCUUUUUUGAAUAGACCAUUGAACUACUUUUACCACGCUAGUUGGGAAUAUCCUUUAAUAACACCAUUUCAAG
Moneuplotes crassus is the source of this 1697-nucleotide messenger RNA. The record is from the annotation of a GenBank genome assembly. NCBI's taxonomy places the organism in Eukaryota, Ciliophora, Spirotrichea, Euplotida, Euplotidae.